Molecule: messenger RNA, 953 nt
Organism: Cuscuta campestris
Lineage: Eukaryota; Viridiplantae; Streptophyta; Magnoliopsida; Solanales; Convolvulaceae
Source: the annotation of a GenBank genome assembly
ACGGGUGAGCGGGAGUGGAAACAACCUCGAAAUUCACCAACUUUGUCAUUCUCGUCACAAUUGGACAGCCUGCGGUAUUUUGGGCAUAUCUCCAUCGUUUCUUCACGGAAUUGCAAACCGUUUGAUUCUGAAGUCAAGGGAAAGUUGUUGUCCAGAAUUUUGGAUACUCUGGUGAACAACGGUUCCGACGAUUAACUCAUUAACUUCAAUAUUCCAACACCGAACCUCCUCUACGAUACCUUCCGGAUGUUCGUAGAAGUUGAUGCUGCGUUUGGAACUCAUGAUUUUGGAUACUUGGAUGGAGGGGCUCGUUUCAACGAGGCCGCUCUAUUGGAGGAAAUCGGCAUUGGGAAUUUCAUCCAUACACCCACGCAUCGCCGUCCAAUGAUCACUUCCAUGAAUUAAUAUGCAUCAAUUCAUUUUCUAUGUCUUGACACGGAUUCUCAAGCCCCGGAUGUACAAUCACACCACGCUCGCUCAAGAGAACACCAAGACGCUCCAUGCGAUCAUUCACAAUUGGUGCAAGUUUGUGAUGACUCAAAUAUUUGGCGCCAUCACCAACGACAAGCCUCUCCCCUACGCUCUCCUUGUCAUGGCCAUCCUUGAUGAGUACAACAUGAAGACGGAUGUUGGGCCAAAACAAAAGGGAACCAAAUAUUGGGAGAUCGACGAAUCUUCUUUCCACUCGGGCAUCGAAGAUGUUCCCUUUCCUCCAUCACGUCCUUGCCGAAAAGCUCUUGCACCUUCAUUAAACCUUGAGUCUCUUUCAGAGUAAAUGGCUGCCUCUCACCCGGAUUGAUUCAUAUGUCAACCGGACGGCUCAAAGUGUGGAUACAUUAAGCUGAGAGCUUCAUGCUUAUUUCGACUUCGUCAAUUACCCAUACGCUUAACGCGUUCCAUACAACAACCCUGCAAACUUUGGAUUUGAGGGUCAAUCAAGUGGGUUGAACGAA